Messenger RNA from Papaver somniferum (opium poppy), 1328 nucleotides. Its product is annotated as histone deacetylase HDT2-like. The record is from RefSeq and is a predicted model, not a curated record. Bases 513 to 962 code for a protein of 149 amino acids. The transcript is spliced from 9 exons. Lineage: Eukaryota; Viridiplantae; Streptophyta; Magnoliopsida; Ranunculales; Papaveraceae.
UCUAACAUCAUCUUUCGGAAAAUUCCAUUUUCAAUUCUCACACAUCCUCGCUUUCUCCAGCGGUCCUCGAGUCUAAGAAUUUCCCUUUCUUCCGGAAUGCAGAAGCGUUGGAGGUAUUCAGAUACUGGGGUCUUGUUUAAUCGUAAAUCUUCCAGGGUCUUGGUGCUAUUUUUUGGAAUUUGGGUGUUGAAGUCAAACCUGGUGUACCUGAGAAGGUUAGCUUUAAAGGACGCCUGCUUCAUGUCUCACAGGCUGAAGUUGGAAAAAGAUUUGAGAAAUAUGUGGAUGUUUUCCUCUUUGCUAAGUAUUGAGGAAAGAAAUUUGGGUUGGGAAAGCUUAAAUCGGGCGUACUUCCUAGAAUUACAGUAGAUUUGGACUUCCAGGGAGAGUUUGAGCUUUCUCACAGCUCGACAGAUGCUGAUUACCUUGAUAGCAAAAAUGAAGCUCGGAUUGCUGGAAAUGAUGCUACCUGGGUAGCUAAACCUGUGCUGGAAAUAGUAGUAGAUCCAACUAUGAGUGAUGUUAGCUCUUAUGAUGGUUCGGAGAACGAUUCUGAUAAGGGGAUAAAGUGUAAAGAGGACAGUAGUGCAGUUUCUCCUGAUGAGAAUGACGACGAUGGUACCUCUAGUGACCCUGAGGAUGGUAGCUCCAAGGGUGGGGAUGAAGAUAUUUCUAAGGUUCAGAAUUCAAAGCUUAAGCUGAGCAAGAGAAGAGCUGGUGAGACUCUUACGUCUGGAAACCCUAACAAGAAGGCUAGACCGAGUAUGCCUGCUCAUCAUCAUGCAAAGAAGCCCAUUAGGGGAGAGAAAUUAAAGCAAGAAACUUCAAAAUCUGCUGCAACUCUGGUGCCAUGCAACUUUUGUAAAAGGAGUUUCCAAUCAGAGCAUGCUCUAGAAGCUCAUACCAGGGCGUUGCAUCGAACCCCAAAAUCGCAGAUUUCCAAGGCGAGACGAAAGAAAUAGCAAAGAGCCUUGCCAUGAAAGCAAAGUUCUAUGAGUUGUGGAGAUAAAGCUGUACCUGAUAGAUAUACAAGUGAAGAUAACCGAUAGAGUCAAGAUCUAACACGAACAUGUACAUUUAACAUGAAUGGGUGAGAAAUAGAAGUACUAGUCUACAAUUUGAAAACUCUAGAAUUUCUAUUCAAGAUUUCCAAGUUGAUUUUAAACACAUAGUUUUCCCUUGCUUUUGGCUGACACGCCGACUAAGAUAUGCCUCUGGUUGGAAAUAUAUGUUUGAUUAUUUCACAUAUUUUUAUCCCUAAUUUUUCACUGCUGAGGAGGUUAGAUAUUAAACCAUGGUUGAGAAAAAGGAGUAAAGCUAAUCCAACC